AUGCUGGAUUCCAUCAUGUCCCUCGCCAAACGAGUCAAGGUCGUGGUCACGGCCUCGACGACCAAGGCGGAGCUGGCGGAGAUGCAACGUGACCCCUGGUCGAAAUCAGCCAAAUACGGAUAUGGAUUCGUUUACUUCGCCGUCGUGCUGCUGGUCGUCACCUCCCUCGUCCGAUUCUGGCAUAUCUGGGGCGACAAGAUGCGGGUCGCCUACUUCAGAGAAAGCCGAUCCCAGAUUCAUCCGAAUACUUCCAUGUGCGACGAAUACGAGCUUCCCAGUGCCGGCACUGAUGCUUCCAGCGCACAUUUCUUCCCAUCUCACACGGCUAUUGCUCCUCCCAAAAGACGCGAGUCAAUCUUCCAACGAUUCAUCCCGUUGCAGAAGGUAAUCGCACUCAUGCGCUGGGUAUUUUAUAGACCAAUUCCCGUCGUUCGAAUGGGGAGGACAGAAUUCGUUUUCCCUUCUCUGGCAGUGACGAUGAUUGUGCUGACCGCGUUGAUCUUCGUGACUCUGUAUUGCUUCGUGCCACAGCCUUUGUACUACUGGUCCAUCGCCCUGGGAUCACCGCCCUUGGCCAUUCGGGCAGGCAUGCUUGCAGUUGCGAUGGUUCCGUGGAUUGUCGCGCUUGCCACCAAGGCAAACUUCAUCACCAUGCUCACUGGCCUGGGACCCGAGCGGCUGAAUGGGCUUCACCGCUGGUCUGCUUAUAUCUGUCUCUUCUUGUGUCUUGUGCAUAUGAUUCCUUUCUACAUCACCCCGAUCUGGGAGGAUGGAGCCAUGAUCAACUAUCGGAAGCUUGCGAGCAUGUCUAUAUAUGUGUAUGGUACGGGUCUCGCAGCAGCCGUGCCUCUAUUUGUUCUGUGCAUCCAUUCACUUCCCUUUAUCCGCCACCGGAUGUAUGAGCUGUUCAUUAUCGUUCAUAUCCCCGUAUCAUGGAUCUUCGUGGCGAUGCUGUUCUGGCACACGAGCAAUUAUCUCUCCUCGUGGGGAUACCUCUGGACCACCGUCGUGAUUUGGAUCAUCACGUACAUCAUCCGCCUCUUCUAUCUGAACUGGAUGAACCCAUUCCGGAUGUCAUCGUUCAUGAUUGGAGAGGAGUCGGCCAUUACACUACUUCCUCAGGGUGCCAUCAAGGUGACUGUCCCUACCCAGAUGCGCUGGCGACCGGGGCAGUACGUCUAUCUGCGCAUGCCCAGGAUUUCCGUCUUCCAGAGUCACCCCUUUACUAUUGCCUCACUCUGCAGCGAUGACUUCCCAUCUGCAUAUGGCGAGAAGUACCGAGACCUGACCCUCGUCUUUCGACCUUCCCAGGGGUUCACACGCAAAGCAUUUGAAAAGUACUUGGAGAAUGGCCCGUUCAAGACCUACACGGCAUUCCUCGAAGGGCCUUAUGGCGGCAUGCAGCGAGAGAUGUCCGCCUUCGACGACAUAAUUUUCUUCGCAGGAGGAAGCGGCAUCACCGCCAUUGCUAGUCAGCUGCUAGACCUGAUCAAGAAGAUUCGUGACGGUAAAGCUGUCACCAAAUCAGUCAAAGUCAUUUGGUCCCUGAAGACACCAGAGACAAUGGAAUGGUUCCAAGAGGAGCUCCGCAUCUGUCGAGACCAUGCACCAUCCAGUAUCGUUCAUUGCCAUUUCUUCCUCACCGCGGUAAACCAAGACGACCAAAAUGGGCGAGAUAUGGUCCAGGAGAAGAUAUCUGGUAUAUUGCAGGGCAUUGACAAGCGCAAUUCCGCCUGGAUCAGAGAAGAGGCAGCCGGUGACGCCGAGAGAGAAAAGGAACUGCGCCGUGAGAACGAAGACGGGCUUGCUGCUCUCCCAGGUGCAUACAUGGCACCUCACGUUGCGACCAACCGCCAUUACUGCCAAGAUUCUUAUGCCUCUGGAUCACCUGGACUCAAUAACGUCCCCUUCAACUUUGGAUUCAACAACUCACAACCUGUGGCCCAAAGGACCACGCCGCGCUAUGCUGUGUUCCAAUCAUCACAACGGAGAGAAAACUGGAGGACGGACUACUUCCGACCCAACAUCCCCGAGAUGCUCAAUGGAUUCUCGAAGAACUUUGGUCGGCGCGCCUGUGUCUUCGUAUGCGGCCCGCCCAGCAUGCGUGUCGAAGUGGCCAACACAGUGGCCAAGCUACAAACGCAGGUGAUGUUAGAUCCGAACAGAGACGAGAUCUUCUUGCAUGCAGAGAACUAUAACAUCUAA
Messenger RNA from Penicillium cinerascens, 2205 nucleotides. RefSeq names its product putative metalloreductase transmembrane component. NCBI's taxonomy places the organism in Eukaryota, Fungi, Ascomycota, Eurotiomycetes, Eurotiales, Aspergillaceae. Gene Ontology annotation, molecular function: ferric-chelate reductase activity. The record is from RefSeq and is a predicted model, not a curated record. The coding region runs from base 1 to 2205 and encodes 734 amino acids. Gene Ontology annotation, biological process: iron ion transport; intracellular iron ion homeostasis; copper ion import. Gene Ontology annotation, cellular component: plasma membrane. The transcript has a single exon.